AUGGCAGGAGCCCCGCGAAGACGCCGGCGGGGCGGAGACAGCGGGAGCGACGAGGGGGCGGCGACAAUAGAGGGCCGCAGGGCGAGGGCAGUGAGGAAGGGCGGGGCGGGCCGGCCGUCGGCACAGCGCCGUGAAUCCGCCGCCCUCUCUCACCUGCCCUCGGCCGCGCCUGCGUCCGCCGCCGCCGCCGCGCCGUCCCGCGCCGGCGCCCCGGGGCGCGCCCGCGCCGUCCCGCCUGCCGGCUUCGCUUCGCGCAGCUCCGUCGCCGCCGCCCGCAGUCGCCUCGUGAACCGCGCCGCCGACCCCGGUGCGUCGCGCGCCCCCGCUCGCCUCCGCCCGCCGCCGCCGCCGCCUCCGCCGCCACCAACGUCGGCGUCGACGCCGCUGCCCGUCGCGGGACUGCACGGCCUUGGGUCUACGACGUCGACAUGGUGCCUUCUCGCGUGUGAUUGCCGCUUCGCGCACUUAGCGAAUUCACCAUGGUGCUUGAAGUCCUCGCGAGUGUCUCGCACUUUGCAGCUGCGCACCGCCGAAAUGAAACCCCGCGCGACGGAAGUGGGCGGGCGGGGCGCAGCAACCGCCACGCUUCAAAGCCAGCCGGUGGUGCCGGCGGCGGCGGCGGCGGCCAAAUAUUUGGCCGAGGGCAGGGCCGGCGAGCAAGCGCCGCACGCGCAGCCGCAGAGGGCGCGCGGCCGCCGACUUCCUCCCCUCCCUCCGGUGAUUGGCAAAGAAAUGCAAACAAACGAGUUGGGUUCUAAGCAUAGAAACGAAGACGUGACGAUUGAAGUGGCCGUGGGGAGAGCCAAAGAAGUGUUGGGAGGGAAAGGCGCCGCUGGGAUCAACUAA
This is a messenger RNA of Gryllus bimaculatus (two-spotted cricket), 846 nucleotides long. NCBI's taxonomy places the organism in Eukaryota, Metazoa, Arthropoda, Insecta, Orthoptera, Gryllidae. The record is from the annotation of a GenBank genome assembly.